GCUGAGUAUUUGCUGCCCAUUUGGUCAAGGGACAGGGGAAGGCAGUGGGGAUUAGUAGGGUGGGCCUAGGGCCAGGCUUCAGCAUGCAUGCAUCACUUGCUGCUGCCAACUGAUCCCUGGAGUUUGGGAGCUGCAUGUAUGCUGGGCUCCCUGGUUCUCUGCCAGGCAAGUGGCAGGAGCCUGAGUCUGCUUAGGCCUUGUACACCUAUAGGUUCCAGCAAGCCUGGCUGCUGUCCAUCUUUUGUCUCCAUAUACCUUUUCUUCUGGGGCCUCACAGGGUUCACUCAGUCUUGGGGGACAGCAGUUAUUGUACGGGGGUCUGCAGCCCCCACCAGGCUGAGGCCAGGGUCCUUUUCUUCCUCACCUGUGUCACCUGUGCAACAGAUGGCAAGGGGGAGAUGGGGCCUCACCUUGGACAGCUGGCUGAGCCAAUGAGUGAGUCCAAGCAGUUUGUGAAAUACUGCAGCAACCACAGGGCAGCAGGAAUUCACAGGAGACUAGAGUCUACAAGUCUGCUGGGACAAGGCGGGCUGGGACUGGACCAAAAAGUGCAAGCAUUAUCUAGACAAGGGGAGGGCAAGAAGCAGGGGAUUCUGGAGUAGGCACUGCUCAUGUAGCAGAUAUUAGGAAGGGCUAACAUUUACUGAGCACUUACUGUGUGCAUUAUGUGCAUCCCAGUGACUUUCAUAGUCUCUCCAUAAGGAUGGCUUGGUUAAACUCCAUGGACAGGUGAGGAAGCAGAGGUUUACAGGGUGACAAAACUUGCCUAAAGUUGCACAAUGGAGAGCCAGAGCUGAGCCCACAGCCCCGGCUGUCUGGCCCCAAAGCUCUCCUUAAAGACAUCAGUCUCAUUGUUAAACUCCUAGUUUCCCCAACCCUCCCAGGCUCAACAUCUCCUCAGACCCUUCUCUGCUCUGUGGGUUGGGGUCCUGGAUCUAGUGGGGAGAGAGCUCGGACUGAGGAGUGGGUCCCCAAGCCCUGUGCGCUGCCACUUGCCUGCUCGUGUAACCGCUGCAGCAAUGAUGGGUGCAGGUGCCUUGUGUCUGUUACCUCGCUGCCUCCUUCCCAUAGAUACAUUGUCUGCAUUGUCCAAUGAGUGGACUGAGGCCCAUCAAGGUCAGAGCCGCUGAGUGGUGGAGGGGGGCUCAGGCUGGGGGCUGCAGGACUCCAGAGUCAGGGUACCUGAGUUACUGUCUGUCCCAGUGCACCACACCCCAGAGAUGUUUUCUGAGUCCCUGUAAAGAGAACUCCAGGGACCAGACUGGAGCCAUGUUAGGCCCAUAGGCUGCUGGGAUGGUGGAACCCCUGCAUCUUCCUCAAGGUCUGAGGUCAGCCCCUAUACCCCCAUCCCUACACCCUAGGGGGACCGUGCUGGGGACUGGUCUCCUGCAAGUGCCAGCAGUCAUGUAAACACAGCAGGGCCUGGUGAGGGCAGCUGAGGGUAUAAACACCAGGAAGGGGAGGUCCUGGGGGCAGCAGCAGCUCCAUUUACUGAUGCCUCGUCUGUGUCCAGCUCUGGGCUGGGCCUCCACCCAGACACAGAGAGUGGCUCACAGCCCUGUGUGGGGGAAAGACACCAUGUAGUCAUAACCCAGCCCAACCCAUGUCAAACCCUGGAGUGAACAGGGAGCUCUGGGGCAGCUCAAAAUCUUCCCAGAGGACACAAUGCUGGAGUUGCUUCUUGAAGAGGAUGCUGAUUGCACUAGAGAGGGGAGGGCAUUCCUCUCUCCACUAGAAAAGUAACAGCAUGUGCCAAGGCCUGGAGAGAGGAACUACCAAGUAGGCCUGCAUCACUGGGACUCGUGGGCAGGGGGAGCUGGAAGAGAAGCAGGGCCAAGUCCUGACAAUCCUGGAGUGGCAGGCACCAUGGCCCGAAGCCGGGCUCUGCUCGUCUUGCUGCUAUUGCCGCCGCAGCUGCAGCUGGCAGCGGUGCUCGCCGUGAGGGCCCCAGGGUUUGGCCGAAGUGGUGCGCAUAGCCUGAGCCCCGAAGAGAAUGAAUUUGUGGAGGAGGAGCCGGUGCUGGUCCUGAGUCCUGAGGAGCCGGGGCCUGGCCCAGCCACCAUCAACUGCCCCCGGAACUGUGCCUGCUCCCAGGAGGGCGUGGUGGACUGUGGCGGCAUCGACCUGCGUGAGUUCCCUGGGGACCUGCCUGAGCACACCAAUCACCUGUCCCUGCAGAACAACCAACUGGAGAAGAUCUACCCUGAGGAGCUCUCCCGGCUGCACCGGCUGGAGACUCUGAACCUCCAGAACAAUCGCCUGACCUCUCGAGGGCUCCCGGAGGAGGCAUUUGAGCAUCUGACCAACCUCAAUUACCUGUACCUGGCCAAUAACAAGCUGACCUUGGCACCCCGAUUCCUGCCAAACACCCUGAUCAGUGUGGACUUUGCUGCCAACUAUCUCACCAAGAUCUACGGGCUUACCUUUGGCCAAAAGCCAAACUUGAGGUCUGUAUACCUGCACAACAACAAGCUGGCUGAUGCCGGGCUGCCGGACAACAUGUUCAAUGGCUCUAGCAACGUCGAGAUCCUCAUUCUGUCUAGCAACUUCCUGCGCCAUGUGCCCAAGCACCUGCCACCUGCCCUCUACAAGCUGCACCUCAAGAACAACAAGCUGGAGAAGAUCCCGCCAGGUGCCUUCAGUGAGCUGAGCAACCUGCGUGAGCUGUACCUGCAGAACAACUACCUGACAGACGAGGGCCUGGACAAUGAGACCUUCUGGAAGCUCUCCAGCCUGGAGUACCUGGAUCUGUCCAGCAAUAACUUGUCGCGGGUGCCCGCGGGGCUCCCGCGCAGCCUGGUUCUGCUGCACCUGGAGAAGAAUGCUAUCCGGAGUGUGGACGCGGACGUCCUGACCCCCAUCCGCAGCCUGGAGUACCUGCUGCUGCACAGCAACCAGCUGCACGCCCGAGGCAUCCACCCGCGGGCCUUCCAGGGCCUCAAGCGGCUGCACACCGUACACCUGUACAACAACGCGCUGGAGCGCGUGCCCAGCGGCCUGCCCCGCCGCGUGCGCACCCUCAUGAUCCUGCACAACCAGAUCACCGGCAUCGGCCGCGAAGACUUCGCCACCACCUACUUCCUGGAGGAGCUCAACCUCAGCUACAACCGCAUUGCCAGCCCGGAGGUGCACCGGGAUGCCUUCCGCAAGCUGCGCCUGCUGCGCUCGCUGGAUUUGUCAGGCAACCGGCUGCGCACACUGUCCCCCGGGCUGCCACGCAACGUGCAUGUGCUGAAGGUCAAGCGCAAUGAGCUGGUUGCCCUGGCGCGUGGGGCGCUGGCCGGUAUGGCCCAACUGCGUGAGCUCUACCUCACUGGCAACAGGCUGCGCAGCCGGGCCUUGGGGCCCCGUGCCUGGGUUGACCUCGCGGGUCUACAGCUGCUGGACAUUGCGGGGAAUCAGCUCACAGAGAUCCCCGAGGGGCUCCCGGAGUCGCUCGAGUACCUGUACCUGCAGAACAACAAAAUUAGCACAGUGCCCGCCAAUGCCUUUGACUCCACACCCAACCUCAAAGGGAUCUUUCUCAGGUUUAACAAGCUGGCUGUGGGCUCUGUGGUGGAAAGCGCCUUCCGGAGACUGAAGCACCUGCAGGUCUUGGACAUAGAAGGCAACUUUGAGUUCGGUGACGUUUCCAAGGACCGGGGCCGGUUGGAGGAGGAAGAAGAAGAGGAUGAGGACGAGGAGGAUGAGGACGAGGAGGAAGAGAAAAGGCGAUAGUGUCAGGGUGAACCGGAUGUGACGUAGGACAAUGGACUACUGGACCCCUUUCUGCAGUGCAUGCCUGUGCCCUGUGAGCCUCAACUCUGCCACACACACACAGGCACACCCAGCCCCAUGCCCACCAGACCCCUCAACCCCCAGCACACAGACUAAACACACGGUCUCCCAUCCCCACCCCUCCCGGCCAUACAUCCCACAGCCAGACAGGCACAGACACCACAACACACCCGCAAACAGCUGCAUGUCACCUUCCAAACGGGUCCCACUCUCUGCCCCACACCCGCCACUGCCAUCAUGCCCUCUGACUCAUGCACACUCAGGGAAGGGUCUGGCCCCACCCUGGCACUCACGGGUGCCCACCCCCUCUCCCAUGGACAUGCAUGUAUACACACACACACAUAAGUCACAUGCAAACAGUCUUCUGAGGCCUGUGCCACCGACAGCUCUUGCCCCAGCCAGAACCGGCCAGGACAGCUCGCCUUCUGCGUGUCCAUCUGUCUGCCCAUCCGCUGGAGAAGACACAGUUACUGCCAUGCUCUCUGUGCCUGGGUGCCUGCCAUGCUCUGGAACUCAUGGAAGCUGGCUUUGUUCUUUCCCUCCCUUUGGGGACAGGAGCUUUUGGAACCAGUGCCCCGGCCAGCCAGCCUGCUCCCCAGCUGCUGGGGCAGCCUCUCCCUGCCAUGGUCUGGCCAGCCACAGGCAUGUCUGAUGGCCAAGCCCCCCUGAGGGCAAGGGGGCCAGUCUGGCAUUGCUGGGGUCGUGCACAGGAGUGAGGUGGGGGCAGCGGGGCUGGGUCCAGCAGGGAGGAAGGGCCUGCUGCCCCAUGACAGGACUUCUUUAUUCUUUGGGCUUGCAGGCAGCUCUGGGUGCAUUCAGUUUUUCAUUCUUUUUUAAGAAGAAAGUAUUACAAAAACCUUGAACAAAGCUGAUUUUUCUUGUUACAGAAAAACUAAUAUAAAAGCACUACCCCUUUCUGGCAA
Messenger RNA from Manis pentadactyla (Chinese pangolin), 4700 nucleotides. It is a transcript of the gene PODN, whose product is annotated as podocan. The transcript is spliced from 11 exons. The record is from RefSeq and is a predicted model, not a curated record. Gene Ontology annotation, molecular function: protein binding. Lineage: Eukaryota; Metazoa; Chordata; Mammalia; Pholidota; Manidae. The coding region runs from base 1867 to 3717 and encodes 616 amino acids.